AUGCCCGAAGUGGCUGCUCCUGAAAAGAAGGUGCAAUUCAGAGAGAAAGUAAUGUGGACGGCAAUCACCCUCUUCAUCUUUUUGGUCUGCUCUCAAAUCCCAUUGUUUGGAAUCAUGUCCUCUGAUUCUUCUGAUCCAAUGUACUGGAUGAGAGUCAUCAUGGCCUCAAAUAGAGGAACUCUGAUGGAAAUGGGUAUCACGCCCAUCGUCACAUCUGGAAUGAUUAUGCAACUGUUGGCUGGUGCAAACAUUAUCGAAGUCGACUACUCGCUCAAGGAAGAUAGAGCUCUGUUCUCCGGUGCUCAGAAAUUAUUCGCCAUGAUCAUCGCCAUCGGGCAAGCUACUGUAUCUGUAUGGUCGGGUGUGUAUGGAAACCCAAAAGAAAUUGGAGCUGGAAUCUCUCUGUUGCUCAUCUUGCAACUCUGCUUCGCUGCUCUGAUUACCAUGUUAUUGGAUGAAUUGCUACAAAAGGGAUAUGGGUUGGGAUCUGGUAUCUCGCUCUUUAUUGCUACAAACAUUUGUGAGAACAUUGUGUGGAAGGCCUUCUCGCCUACCACUUACAACACUGGAAAGGGUACCGAAUUCGAAGGAGCCAUCAUCGCCUUUUUCCAUCUAUUAUUCACCCGUCACGACAAGUUCCGUGCACUAAAGGAAGCACUAUACCGUACUAAUCUACCAAACAUGAGCAACUUGUUUGCCACUCUACUAGUCUUUGCCGUAGUAAUCUACCUACAAGGAUUCCGUGUAGAAAUUCCCGUAAAGUCCAUGAAGAUGCGUGGCCAACAAGGAUCAUACCCCAUCAAGUUGUUUUAUACUUCCAAUAUGCCCAUCAUGUUAUAUUCAGCCUUAGCAUCCAACAUCUUCUUUAUAUCCCAAAUGUUGCAUAAACGAUUCCCAGAGAACUUCAUCGUUCAGCUGGUUGGUGUCUGGAAGACCAUGGAGGGAACACCACAGGAAUUUGCUACUAGCGGAUUUGCAUACUAUAUUACACCACCACAUACCAUUGGCCACGUCUUAACUGAUCCACUGCACUUCCUUAUUUAUGUAACAUGGAUGUUGACAGUCUGUGCCUUCUUGUCUCAAACCUGGAUUGAAGUAUCAGGCUCAUCACCACGAGAUGUUGCCAAACAAUUAAAAGACCAGCAACUAGUGAUUCGAGGGCAUCGUGAUCAAAGUAUGUACAAGGAAUUGAAACGUAUCAUUCCUACAGCAGCAGCAUUUGGUGGAGUAUGUAUUGGUGCAUUAUCUGUAGCAGCAGAUUUGCUAGGUGCUAUUGGAUCAGGAACAGGUAUCUUAUUGGCCGUUACCAUUAUAUAUCAAUACUUUGAAAUAUUCGUCAAGGAGGAACACGAAGGAGGCACCGAGCUCUUUUAA
Synchytrium microbalum is the source of this 1374-nucleotide messenger RNA. RefSeq lists its product as uncharacterized. NCBI's taxonomy places the organism in Eukaryota, Fungi, Chytridiomycota, Chytridiomycetes, Synchytriales, Synchytriaceae. Gene Ontology annotation, biological process: SRP-dependent cotranslational protein targeting to membrane, translocation; post-translational protein targeting to membrane, translocation. The coding region runs from base 1 to 1374 and encodes 457 amino acids. Gene Ontology annotation, cellular component: membrane; Sec61 translocon complex. The record is from RefSeq and is a predicted model, not a curated record. Gene Ontology annotation, molecular function: ribosome binding; signal sequence receptor activity; transmembrane protein transporter activity. The transcript has 5 exons.